UUAAUUUAUUCAUCAUCAGAUUCUUUUCUGAGAGGCCACAAAAUCGGUUGAAGAUCCAACCAAUGCCAACCUCUGUCUAGUGUUUCUCUAUCAAAGUUAGCAUUUUCCCCUUCUUUCAAGCUCUCCUUUUUAAUCCAUAAUUUUUCCUGUCCCUAAAUUGUCCACUCAAAAACCCACGUUGUUACCUUGCCCAAACUUUCAUUGCUUUAGGGUUUUGGUUAAAUUCUUGAUUUUUGAGGUCAGAUCAGAGCUCGAAUUGGGGGUUUUUGAUGGUCCUUCCUUUUUUGGGUGGGAUUUUGGGGUUUGUUAUUAGCCGUUUAAUUUGUUGACUUUUGUGAUUGAAUUUGUUAAUUUCUGGAGGUUUUGAUUGGGUUUUGUGGGUGCCACAUGUAGAGGAUUAUUGAAGCUCGGUUGAAUCUUAGAGGGUUUCUCAUUGAAGAUUUUAGGGUUUGGUUUUUAUCUAAUAAUUAUAAAAAAGUGAUCCUUUUGGGGUAUGGUUUUGAUUUGGUGGCUUUUAAUGUAUAACCAUUAAGGGGUCCUCUGCUCUUUGUUGUAGAGGAUCCCUAUUGAAAAAAAAUCGAAAAUUUUAUGAUUUUAAGUUACGAAUCUUGAUCAGUCCAGGUGAAAGUUAGCAAGUGCUUUUAAUUGCUUGAAUCUUAGUGCUUUCGUGGUGGAAAAGAGAAAAAGUCAACUGGGAAUUUGUUGAAUUUGAGUUUGGUAGAUACAUAAUUUUGUAUUGUGUAAAUUGUGGAGGAAUGUUCGCUUCUGGUCCAGAAACUGGCCAUGAAAAGAGUGGAGCUUCAGGGUCACGUUUGAUUCCAAUGCGCUUCGUCUGGCCUUAUGGGGGCAGGAGAGUGUUUCUCAGCGGCUCCUUUACUAGGUGGUCAGAGCAUAUACCCAUGUCUCCAAUGGAGGGUUGCCCCACUGUAUUUCAAGUUAUUUGUAGGUUGAGCCCUGGAUUUCAUCAGUUUAAAUUUUUUGUUGAUGAUGAAUGGCGGCACGAUGAGCACCAGCCCUUUGUAAAUGGUGAUUAUGGUGUGGUUAACACUGUCUUUAUAGCUAGGGAACCAGAUGUGGUUCCUCCAAGUCUUAGUCCUGCGACCCCGGGCAACAUGGACGUUGAUGAUGUUUUUAUUUGUUUGGAACCUGCUCCAACAAUAUCAGAUGCAGAUUUAGAGGUCUCUCGUCAUCGUAUGGCUGCGUUCUUGUCGAGACACACUUCUUAUGAGUUGCUUCCGGAGUCAGGCAAGGUUAUUACCUUGGAUGUUAAUAUAGCUGUGAAGCAAGCAUUCCAUAUUCUGCACGAACAGGGAAUUCCCGUGGCUCCUCUCUGGGAUUCUUGCAAGGGCCAGUUUGUUGGUGUUCUUAGUGCACUGGACUUCAUUCUUAUCCUAAGAGAGUUGGGGAAUCAUGGUUCAAAUUUGACAGAGGAAGAAUUAGAGACACACACGAUAUCAGCUUGGAAAGAGGGAAAGAUGCAUCUUAGCAGACAGAUUGAUGGCAAUGCAAGAUCAUAUCCUAGACGUCUUGUUCAUGCUGGGCCUUAUGAUUCUUUGAAGGAUGUUGUUCUGAAGAUUUUGAAAAGUAAGGUGGCUACGGUUCCCAUCAUUCAUUCUUUGUCACAGGAUGGUUCAUUUCCACAGCUGCUACAUCUUGCCACCUUGUCUGAAAUACUAAAAUGUAUAUGCAGACAUUUUAAACAUUCUUCUAGCUCCUUGCCCAUUCUUCAACAACCAAUUUGUUCAAUUCCCUUGGGUACUUGGGUACCAAAAAUUGGGGAAGCAAAUGGUCGGCCGUUGGCUAUGCUGCGGCCAAAUGCCUCUCUUGGUGCUGCCUUAUCAUUGUUGGUUCAAGCUCAGGUAAGUUCGAUACCAAUAGUGGAUGAGAAUGACUCAUUGCUUGAUAUAUAUUCGCGAAGUGAUAUAACUGCUUUGGCAAAGGAUAAAGCUUAUGCACAGAUUCAUCUCGAUGAAAUGAGUAUUCAUCAGGCCUUGCAACUGGAUCAAGAUGCAAAUUCGUUCAAUGGACAAAGAUGUCAGAUGUGUCUAAGAUCAGAUACUUUGCACAAAGUGAUGGAGCGGUUGGCAAAUCCAGGGGCUAGGAGACUUGUGAUUGUGGAGGCUGGCAGCAAGCGCGUAGAAGGAAUUAUUUCAUUGAGUGAUGUGUUUAGGUUCUUGCUUGGUGUUUAGCUCAAAAGGGUCGAGCUGUAAUUCCCUCCGAGGGCUUUCAUGUGGUGGCAUCGUGGAAGAUCCAUUAAUUUCAUUGACUUGUGUUUUUAUCUGCUCCACCAUCCGCCUCUCCCAUGGUGAAUGGUCUUAUUUGUUACUCAGUCGGGCUACAUGACUUUGAUCCCCAACCCCCUUUUUUAGGAUAGAAGUUUCAAAGAGCAAGAAAUGAAUUUGUAAAUUGUGAGAAUUCCAUUUUUCCCUUUCAUUUCAAUAACCUAAUUAUUGUCAACUCAAUCAUGCUGCUGGAGCAGCUCCCGUUUCUGUGUCUAUGCUAACAACAGCAACAACAA
Messenger RNA from Durio zibethinus, 2518 nucleotides. RefSeq names its product sucrose nonfermenting 4-like protein. NCBI's taxonomy places the organism in Eukaryota, Viridiplantae, Streptophyta, Magnoliopsida, Malvales, Malvaceae. The record is from RefSeq and is a predicted model, not a curated record.